Messenger RNA from Diorhabda carinulata, 5147 nucleotides. RefSeq names its product golgin subfamily A member 4-like. The record is from RefSeq and is a predicted model, not a curated record. Gene Ontology annotation, cellular component: Golgi apparatus. Gene Ontology annotation, molecular function: small GTPase binding. The transcript has 6 exons. NCBI's taxonomy places the organism in Eukaryota, Metazoa, Arthropoda, Insecta, Coleoptera, Chrysomelidae. Gene Ontology annotation, biological process: Golgi vesicle transport. The coding region runs from base 93 to 4592 and encodes 1499 amino acids.
ACUGUCAGUUUGACACGUCAUUUUUAGGUUAUGAGGAAAACGAAAGGGUGUAAUGUUUAUUUUUAAAAAUCAGUGUGUAUAUCUUGCUUAAAAUGUUUAAAAAACUGAAAGAAAAAAUUACAGAGGAGGUUAAAAUUUCUCCACAACGGUUUGCUGAAUUUACACAAUCCGUUAGUGAUAGAUUACAGAGUACUUCAAAUUCAGACGACAAUUUCUUUUCAAUUGGAGAAGAUGAUGCAAAUCCUUCAACUGAUAGUAAUAACCACGGUUUUUCAAGUGUUCAGUUGAUGUCCCCAACACAAGAAAGAACUAGAAAAAACUCAACAUCUUCUUUAGCCAGUGAUGUAUCAUUUCUUCCCAGAUAUGAACCCGGCAACAUGUAUCAUUUACAAUCUGAUUUGGAUAUUUCGGCUAGUGAGAUUGAAGACAAUGUUUCUACAGCUUCUUCUCAAUUAGGGCAUCUAACUAAAGAACAGAUUUACUCAGCUUUCCAAAAAUCUCAGUUGAGGUACCAUAAGUAUAGAGGCCGAUAUACUGAUUUAUCAAGACACUACAAGGAUUUAGAAAGAGAAAAUGCAAAAAUGAAGAGUGUACUGGUAGAAACGCAAGACAAAGCAAUAAGAAGAGUAACAGAAUUGAAAGAACAGUGUAGUUUGGAACAAACGGCCAAAGCUCAUUUAGAAAGUGCAUUGAGAAAUGAUCUAGAGGAGAAGAAUUACAAAAUAAAAAGUUUACAAACAAAAAUAGACCUUUUACAAAAUGAAAAGUCUUCAAAUGCCCUUAUAAACAUAGAAGAUGAUGGGAAUAAUCUAGAAACUUUGACAAAAUACCUCAACGAAUCUAGGAAAGAAAUAGAAUCAUUGAAUUCGAAAAUUCAAGAAUUAAAAGCAAACAGUAUUGUAUUUCAGAGCAAAGAACAGGAAUAUAAAAAUAAAAUAAAUAAUUUAGAAAAAGAAAUUGUACAGUUUUCUGAACGAGAAAAAGAAAACAACUUGAACUUGGCUCAAAAUAAAAUGGAGCUUCACAAUGAAAUUCUACUUAAAGACAAUGAAAUCUCCAGUUUGAAAAGGGAUCAUGAUCAGCUAAAACAAAAACUGGAAACUCUGGAAGCUGAUAGUAAAACUAACAAUAACCAAAAAUUGGAAAAUCUUCAAGCUCAAAACAAAAAACUGAUUGAAAAAGUUGAAAAUUUGUCACAAAAAUGUAAUAAUCUCGAAGCUGAACUACUUAAAAUAGAAACCUAUAAGUUGGAAAUAAAGAAAUGCAAAGAAAAAGAAGACGAAAGUGCGAAAGCAAUAAUUGAAUUAGAAAAAGUCGUAGAAAAAUUAACUAAAAAUAAUUCUGAGCUAAAUAGCUCUUUACUCAAUGAACGUGAAUCUUAUGAAAACCAGAUUACUCAAUUAAGAGAAGAUGCUAAAAAAGGACUUUUAUCCUUAGAGCCUAAGAUCAGAGAAAAGAUCCAAAACGAAUUUAUCAUCAAAGAAGAAGAACUUCAAAAAGAUUUCUCCAAAAAAAUUCAAGAGCUAAGUUCCACCAAUAAUACCACAAAAGAAGUACAAAUACAGCUUUUCCAAAAAGACGAUCUUAUUAAAAAAUUAACAGAUGAACUUAAUGAUACAAAAACAAAACUAAUUAAUAAGAUUGCCACUCAUUCAGAUCUAGAAAAAGAUCAUUUGGAUCUUAUUGAAAACUGUACAGAACUUCGAAAUAUUAUAUCUAAUUUAGAGAAAGAUAAGAUUAAUCUAGAUUCACAAGAAGAAAAAAUUUCAAGGCUUGAAUCACAUAUUGAUACUUUGCAAGAAGAACUAAGAACAUCAAAAGAACAUGUUCAAGAAGCUGAAAAGGAAUUGAACAAUAUUAAAGAAGAGUUAGUUGAAACAUCAGAACAAUUGAAGAUAAUGGAAGAAAAGAAUGAAACAAUAGAAUCACAAUCUUCAAAUAUUUUGAAAUGCAGAGAAGAAGAAACUAAUAAGAUAAUUGAAGACAAAAAUGAAGAAAUACAAAAACUAAAGAAUACUCUAGAAGAAAAAAAAGACAAGUAUAAAAAUCUUAUAGAAGAAAAUUCAAAUUUAAACAUGGAAUUAGCCAAAUUAAAGGAAACUAUUAGAUUACUAGAAGAAAAGAUAAUUGCAAUUGAAGUAGCAGAAGAUGAAGCAAAAUUAAUGAAACUAAAACUAGAACAGUUAGAAGAAAUCAACAAUAAAAAUUUAGAAUCGUUUGAUAAAGAAUAUGAUUCCAUUAUAAAACAUAUAGAUGACAUUUGGAAAGAAUUAAAUGUAAGUGAAAAAGAAACAAACCAAGAAGAGUUUAUCAAAGCAGAGCUGAACUUGAAAUUAAAAAUUUUGAAAAAUUUGUGUAAGAAAAGACAAACUUUAUACAAUAAUAUUCUUGAAGAGAAUGCUAAGUUAAAAGAAGAAAGUAUUUCUAAAUCUAUCCAAAUAGAAAAAAUUCAAGAAGAUUUUAAUAACACACUUGAUGAUAAUAAAGAUAUGAAAAUCAAUAUACAAUCAUUACACAGCAACUUGAAUGAAAAAUUAAAAGAAAAAGAAGAUUUGCUAAAUAAGCUUACAGAACAAUUGAUGGAAAAACAAAAUAAAAUAUUAUUGUUGGAAAAUGAGUUGUCAGAAGAGAAGACUAAUGGUGAGAGAAUGUCAAAAGAAAAUUUCAAAUUGCAGGAAACUUUACAGGAAGCUCAAGAGAAAUAUUAUUUGCUAGAGAAAAAGGAAGCUAUGCUGGAGGUGGCAAAAUCUGAAUGUGGCAUUAUGGAACUCAAAUUACAGCAGCUAGAAGAAGAAAAUAAACAAUUAACAUUAGCUAUCAAUGAAGAAAAAUCAAUUGCAGAAAAAACUAACCAGUCUAUUAAUGACAGUAUUAAACAACUCGAAUUUAGUAACAAGGAAUUGAAAGAAAAAUAUGAAAAUGAGAAAACGAAUGUCCAAAAUUUGAAUGAAAAAAUGGAAAAAUUAGAAAUGAAUAUUGUUGACUUAGAACAAGAAAAAGAGGAUAUAGAAACGAAAUUUAAACAAAUAAAUAUUGAAAAUGGUACUCUCCAAAAAGAAAAGGAAGAAAAAGAUUGUGAAAUACUUAUAUUAUCAGAAAAUAUAGCCAAGUUGAAUACCUCAAUUGAAAAUCAAAGCUUAGAACUUAACACUCUUCUUGAAAAAACCCAAAAAUUGGAUACAACAAUAGAAAACUUGCAAAUAGAACAAAUCGAAUCUAUAAAAAAGGAAAAAGAUUACCAAAAUGAUCUAAAUAUGACAAUCAGCAAAUUACAAACCGAAUUAGAAGAAAAAACAAUUGCCUUAAGUCAACUCAAAGAUACAAUUUUAGAACUAGAAAAUUUCCAAAAUGUUGCAGAAGAGAAUUCAAAGCAGAAACAAGAAGAGGCGAAGAACUUUGGAAACGAAUUAAAAACCAAAAACCUACAACUCAAAACUAAAGAUCAAGAAAUACAUAUUUUGAAAGAAGAAAGAGAUUGUGCAGUUGAAGAAAUUAAUUCUCUUAGAGGAGAAAUAGAAGAACUUCAUAGAGAAAUAUCCCAGAGAGGAAAUUUGGACACAAAAUUAGUACAUUCUGAAAGUGAGAAGGAAUUGUUGAAAACGGAAAGAGAAAAAAUUAAAAGAGAACUUGAAGAACUCAAUAUCAGGAUACAACAGAUCUCUUUGGAUAACAAUAAUAUGAUGGAAGAAAAUCAGAGUAUUUAUCAAGAAAAAGAAGAACUGAAAGUAGCUCUAGAACUUUUAAAAGAACAGCAAGGUAGUGAAUCAGAUAAAGAAAAGCUGAAGGGAGAUAUUAUAAGUUUAAAUAAUACCAUUGAAGAUUUGAAAAAACAGACAAAUGUCUUGGAAUUAGAAAACUUACAACUCAAAAAUGAGGUCAAACCUGUAACCAACAAUGAAGCUGAAAUAGCAAAAAUUCAAGAAGAUUUUCACGAAAUUAAAGAAAAAUGUAAUAGUCUGUUUAUAGAAAAUAUGAAUUUGAAACAGGAAUAUGAAAGUUUAGAAGAAAAAUGUAACAAAUUUGGAAAAAUCAAACAGAAAUUAGAGAUGCAAAUAAGUGAAGUUGAAAGCCUUUACAAUGAUUUACUAAAAGAAAAACAAUUGUUGGAAGAUGAAGUGCAAGAAUUAAAAACGUCUCCUAUUAACUAUGGAAAUAAUUCUGAUCGGUUAAAUGACUUGAAAACUCUAAAAGCCGAACAACUUUUAUUAAACGAUGAAGAAAAACAACAUUAUAUAAAAGAAAUAGACAUGCUUAGAGAAAAAGUAUUAAAAUACAAAUCACUAGACUUGACCAAUAAAAGCUCGAUAGAAUUUUAUGAAAAUGAACUUCAAAAAAUUAAAAAUCAAAAUGACAAAUUGAACAGGAAAUUGGAUGAGACGUUGGUGACUUUGAACCACUGUGCCGAGCUGUCAACUUCAACAGAAGUUGAAUAUUUGAGAAACGUACUCUAUAAUUACAUGUUGGGUAAAGAAAGUUUGGUACUAGCAAGGGUGAUUGCAGCUGUAUGUAAAUUCGAUCCUCAGCAAACUGAAUUGAUUUUACAAAAAGAGCAACAGAAACAGACGUUGCUUGGACAAUUGGGGCUUAUUUAACAUUUAGAAGAUUCUAUAAUAAAAGUCACCUAAAAGUAUGGUUUAUGUAACUACAGUAAAUGAAAUUUACUCAUGUCUACUGAAGAUUAACUUUCACUAAUCGACUAUGAAGAAGAAGAAGAAGGUCACGAAACAUGCAAUGUUUUCAAAUAUACAGCACUUUUUAAAAGUUGCUAGAACUUAGUUCAUUUUCUUAUUUGAAGGUAAUUCUAAUACCUCUAGCAUUCCAUAUACACUUGUUUUUAAAUUUAAUUUAGUUUCUAUGUUUUCUAUUGAAAUAAAAAUAUCAAUAGUACAAAAGCGGGCAAAGAAUUAUUUGCACCAAUGGCAGCCACGUAUAAUCUUAAUACAAAAAUUUAGAUGGAAAAUUCACGUUAUCAAAUAAACCAAAUCAUUAAUUAUUUCACUAAAAAUUGUCCAGUCCCUAUUGAUAAAAUGAGCCUAAUUGUGUCUAACUAUUUAUUUUAGUGUAUUAACAUUUUUACGAUAAACUUUUAAUUUAUAUGUAAAUAAGUAGAUUGUUAAAAUAUAUGACUUUUAUGUACGUUCUGGUAA